AUGCAAACAAUUGGGUCUCGGAUAGCGCAGACCGGACUUAGCUGCCAUUGCCCGUCAUGUGUCACAGCCGGUGCCAGCAUUGUUGCUAGACGGACCACCAGUGCUGCCGCCAGACGGCCAGUGAGGUGGGCUCUAUCCUCGACCUUUGUAUACUCGGGCAUCUUCGCCGCCGCCGCUACCACGGAUGCUGGCUUCAAGCAAAAGAGACGGGAACAAUGGGACCGCGCCAUCGCCGACAUUAAACACGAUCUGCACGAUUCUGAACUGGACAAGGGUUCCACUACUCAGGACUUCACACAGCCUAAGCAAGAGAAGGAUGAACAUGUGCAGGAUGAACAAGAGAAAGAGGAGACUGUGCUGUGGAAACCCCUCUUCAACGACCCUCAGCAAGCCAUUCUCGAGGACCGGCAACAAGAAGCAUUCGAGGAUGGCGCCAUGUGGCCUGCGAACACUGGCUCUCACCUAAAUCGAAAUUUCGUUGCUCCCAAUUCUAUCUACGCCCGAACCUGGCAUCGCGAGAGAGCCCUCGCCUCCCGCUAUUCUACCAAGAAGCUGCGCACAACCGAAUUUGCUGUCGACAAACUUAUUCUGCGUAUGCUCCUACACCUGGAUGACCUCGACUCCCGCAAGGAUAUAGACGCUGUCGUACCGGAGUCAUGUCGAGACUUCUUUGGCGCUCCUACUUCCCACCUCAAGGCUCUCUUGCUCUACACAAACGACCAGCAUCUGGCGGCCACUACGUUUCCAGAUUCUGAUGCCGAUGCACACCCUGACAGCUUUCCGCGUCAGCACAAAUACGGUGUCAAUUUUGGACAGGACGAGUUUGGUAAUUUUCACCAAACUAGCCAAGACUUGAACAAUGCUCUAGGUCAGCUAUUUGAGACGCAAAAAUCAGGGGGACUGGCCUACAAGGAUCUUGUAGCAAAGAUUGCUUACAACCUCUACAUCUCUCCAGCACCCCCUAGCUUGGACUGCUGGAAUACCCUGCUUUGCUACUUCUUAAGAAGUGACAAUCUCUAUCUGGUCGGCCCUCUGUUGCAUGCAAUUCGCAAUGCAAAUGUUCGGCAGAACGAGACCACAAUCAGGGAAACACUCAGAUACACCAUCAUGAUCGGCUCGCCUGCCAAAUUCGCCCGCUUUGUUGAUAACAUACGCGGUCUGGGAAAGGGUCUGAUGCUUGCAAAGUCAACUACCAACAUCAGUGAUUCCGGUCGUUCUCGUCUAGUCUUGAAAGAGACCAGUAAGAUUGUUCAGAAGCCACACCACUCACCGGAAGUCUUUGAGAUGAUUAUACAAGGUGUCUUGCGCUUUGUCGGUUUCGAAGCCGCCCUCCGAGUUUGGAGGGACAUGGUCGCAGAUGGAUGGGGUUUAUCAAUUCGUGGCCUGACUCCUUUACUCGACAAUCGAGCGCGGAACGCAGACUACAAAGGCGGAUGCCAGGUAUGGGAUGCAAUCAAAAAGCUGCAAGAGGACAGUAGAGUCAAGGGCAAACCAGAGAAGUUGUUCGCUCGAACUUACACGGCUAUGUUGCGUCUAUGCAGUGCUUGCGACGACAUGGUGCGCUUCGAUGAGAUCUUGCGCGAAGCACGCGCUGCCAAGUACGAGCAUAGAACACUGUUGAAGAUGUUCAGAGUAGAGAUGCUUGCAGGGUCAUCACCAAUACCUCAGAUGGAAGAACCCGAUUCUCACAUACAACGGAUUCAAAUCAAAGGAUCCGAGAGAAUGGAUGAGGAGGUUUCGGCGAUCCCGGAACCUCCUGUUUUCAGCCACACACCGUCGGUACGCCCCCUUGUCAGGUAUUUACCAGCGGACGUAUUCUCUCAUGUUGAGGAUGACGAAGGAUGGCUGGAUUCAUCCUUCGACGCAGUCCCUGAUCGGAAUCUCGAGGAUGCCGAUGACGAAGAUUGGCUGGAUUCACCAAUGGAGUUAGCAAGGAACUAA
This is a messenger RNA of Aureobasidium namibiae CBS 147.97, 1941 nucleotides long. RefSeq lists its product as uncharacterized. The record is from RefSeq and is a predicted model, not a curated record. The coding region runs from base 1 to 1941 and encodes 646 amino acids. Gene Ontology annotation, molecular function: protein binding. The transcript is spliced from 2 exons. Lineage: Eukaryota; Fungi; Ascomycota; Dothideomycetes; Dothideales; Saccotheciaceae.